Anoplophora glabripennis (Asian longhorned beetle) is the source of this 4121-nucleotide messenger RNA. RefSeq lists its product as uncharacterized. NCBI's taxonomy places the organism in Eukaryota, Metazoa, Arthropoda, Insecta, Coleoptera, Cerambycidae. The transcript is spliced from 9 exons. Gene Ontology annotation, biological process: G protein-coupled receptor signaling pathway. The record is from RefSeq and is a predicted model, not a curated record. Gene Ontology annotation, cellular component: membrane. Bases 336 to 2267 code for a protein of 643 amino acids. Gene Ontology annotation, molecular function: G protein-coupled receptor activity.
GGUCAGCGGGGACGCCACUUGUUGGCCGAGUCAGUCGUGCGGCGCGAAACAGGUCGGCGGGAUGUGUUGAAUUCGCCGCGUGCCACUCACCAACCACACAUCGGCGCCAACAAAAAGAGCAACGGAGCCAUAAUGUUGACUGAGACUGCUAAUUGGUAGAGUGAGGUGAAGCAUUGCAAUGGGCUCUGACCCUGCAGUUGAAUAAGGAGAGAAGCAGCAGUAAUCUGAGCAAAACAUACCCGUCGGCUGACUCGCAUCGGCAAUGAUCAAGAACGAUAUGGAUCCAUACUACUCGCUGUACGAAGAUAUGAGGUAGAUGGACAUUGUCUACCGGGAUGAUAUCUCUAUUUCUGUCUGUACCGCUCACGUUGAUCUCUGUAGUCGGACUCGUCAUUAACGGAUACAUUUUGAUUGUCGUCAUUUUGUCUAGACAGAUCAGAACUGCCAACAACAUCCUCCUGUUCCACCUUGGCACCGUGGACAUCCUCCUCGGCGUUCUGUUCCUGAUCUUUACCGCGCCCGGAAAGAGGGGCAGCGACUGGUCGAUCGGGGGCGCCCCCUGCGUUCUCCACGGUUUUCUGUUCACGCUGCUACACCCCCUGGCGCUGUGGACGAUAUGCGGGCUCAACUGUGACAGGUACUACGUCAUCGCGGCCCCCCUGCACUACAGCCACAUCGUCAGCCCGAAAAAGGUCCUAGCUGGUCUAGGAUGCGGCUGGGCCAUAGCAAUUCUUCUAUGCAUUCCACCACUAUUCACGGUAGCUCCUUAUAGCUACAUACCAGGGUUGGGGGCGUGCGGACCCGAUUUUUCCGCAGGCGGAGGAACCUUGUGGUACUCCACCUUGUAUACGGCCUUUACGUUACUGCUACCCGCCACCGUCAUCAUAUGUUGCAACUUAAAAAUCCUCAUGAUAGCCCGCUACCACCGCCACCGAAUCGCCUCCGCCAUCUACGAGGUCACCCUGUCCGCCCAGGUAACCAUCACCCACCAAAGAAACCCCUUCUUCGUCCCGACGGUCACGACGCCAUCCUCCGGCGGCCCCAAGUUCCGCGGCCGCAGCGCCAUCUACAGCGUAUUCCAAUUGCUCGGCUCCUUCCUGCUCCUCUACGUCCCCUACUACGUCAUAAUCCUGUGGGAGGCCACGCUGGGCUCCAUGACCUCCACCAGCAACAAGAUGGUGUACGACGGCAAGCUCCACCCCCACUUCUACACCCUGGCGUCGACCCUACUGAUAUCCACCCUGCCGAUAAACGGUUUCCUGUACGGGGUCAAGAGCAAGACCCUGAGGAAGACAUUCCAAAACUACUGGAGGAAGAAACAGACCAAGAGCGAGGUGAAUCAGGAGAUCCAGGCUAGGACACCGUCGACGUGCGGGUCCAGGAGGCCCUCUUUAACGCCCUUGGGGUUCCUAAACAGACCUACCAUACAGAGGAGGCUUUCGGAGACGUUGUUCGACGUUAACAAGGCCAUGAGGAGCCCGAGCAGGAGCAGUAAGAUCAAGAGGAUAGCGUCGGAGAUCACCUGGAGGCCCGCUUCUGCUAACAGCCUGGAUUUGUCCCCGAAAGAAGAGUAUAUCAGGCAAAUCAAACAGACUAGCAGCUGUAACACCUUGCAAGUGCCGACUAACAACCAGGAAGUGGCGACGAUCACAGAGGACGAGAUCUACAUCAAGCUGAAGAAACAGGGCAAAACGUCGCCGACGAAAUCGAGCCCGACCAACAUCCUCCUGACCAAAUUGUUCAGCUUCGAGCACGACAAGCUCUCGAAAAAGACCGCCGCCGUGCAGGACGUGCUGGAGAGCACCCCCAGGAAAUCGCCCAAGAUACUGAUAACGCGAGCCUUCUCCGAGGAGAGCGACAAGAACUCGAACCCCAACACCCCCAGCAGGGAGAUCACCAAGAAGCACAGCACCUCAGCUUCGACUCUGAUAGAGAGGAAAUGGCGCCAGCUGAGAUACAAGGACGAAGACAGCGACUGCGACGGCCAGAAGUCCUACUACAACACAACGAAGCCCCUCCUAGACAACAGCUCGCUGGACAAUAGGUCCAGCGACUCCUCCGAGAAUUCGGAAACGUCCAGCGGACGGCUGUGCCUGGCCCUGGACCAGAGCCACCUGACCGACGGCGAAGCCGAGGCGGCCGAGGACCAGCUCCUCCUCUCGUGGAACACCCACAAAAAGUACAAGGGCGACGACAUCCGGAAGCCCCGGCCGAAUCUACUGAGACAGACUCUAGUCAACGUGCAAUCACCCGAGAUAGUACUUUAGUGAUAUUAUAGCCGUUAUGGUUUCCGUUCUCCUAGCCGUUUAAGUUCUCGAUGUGAUGUCUACAUGUGAUAAGCGACUUGUUCUGGGGUCUCCCUUUUGAACGGUACACUUUAUUUGUAUUUCGUAGCGGUGCCAGGUGGGUAACCUGGAAAAUACCCACGCAGGUGUCAAAAACUUAUUAAUUUGCUGAAAAACAACUAGGAAUCUUCGAAGGACCUUCGAACUUGAUCUCUAGGUCAUAGUCAAGGUCAUCAUCGAAUGAUCCCAGCAAACUAUAAAACUUUCAAUCAGAGUCCGUCGUAGAAAAUAUCCCAAAAUCGUAUUCUGAACCUUAUUUGACCUUAAAAUAACUCAAACAUUGACAUAAAGACAUAUCUGAACGUAACAUCUAUCUCUCCACAUCUAUCCAUUUCCUGUGUCAGAAAUACAUCUGCCACAUCUAAAAAUCCAAGUUGACCUUCAGAUGACCUCUACGGUUGACCUUCGUGCCAAGAUCAAGGUCACCAUCGAAUGUCCCCCUCAGAAACCUACAACUUUUGUUUAAAAAGUUUCUCUUGAAAGUCCUUCCCUAAUACGAGUAUUGCAAUCCGUUAUUUAAAAUGGAACACUCUGUAUAACAGACAACAACCAACAGUGGUAAAGAAAUUAACUUUCUUUAAUGCUACAAGUUAAUUAUAGAUGUUUAAAAUUAUGUAAAUAUUUAAAUUUUGUCACGUGAUCAAUUAAUUGUGACGUCAUUUAGUGCGGCAGAAAACAAUUGCAUUGUCGACGAGAUGCUUGUUGUCUUAUGCUGUCUGGAUGUUCUGCAUGGUCAAUUUUUUACCCAUCUUUCCCAUGUAGCGAGCAAUCUCAAAAAUUAACCUCCUGUCCCUGUGAAUGAUCUCGAUCACACUAAAUGACGUUUUGGAGUCAGCGUGGUAGCAAACAAUUGUUUAAAUUUUUAAUUAACAACCUCUAAGAGAUUUCUAAUAUUUUUGCUACAUGAUUAUGUCUAUUACUCAAUUAUUUCUAGAUAUUUAAAAAAUAUAUGAAAGUUAAUUUAAAAAAUAGUCUGAAAUCCCUAGACAUCAUUCUAGAUUCUCAAAUUUGAAAUAUUUUCCCCUAGAACUAGGGAAAAUCAGAAAAUCACCAAAUUUGGCAUCACCAGUAUUAGCACUAAGGCAUAAAAGUCAGAUUAAACUGGGUAUACUAGGUGUCCUGAUGCGGCUGAUUAAUCUCAGGGUUAUGCAAAUUGUAUAUAACAAAACAAUAACAUUUUGGGAUGUUCUGCAAGCAGUUUUUUGUUUUAUGUGGGAUCCAGCCAAGAAUGGAUAUGAACUAGUCGCGAACGAGUGGUAUGACGUCACAACAUGGCUGCCGUUCGUUUCUCCAACCUCCAAAUUCAUUAUUUAUUUUGAGGGAGAAAUCGUUGAAAAAUAAUUUAAAUUUUUUACCCAUUAACUUUAAAAUAUAAAUUAAAAUGAGCAAUGUGGAUUUAUAACUGACGAUAGCUACUUCUUUUUUAAAAAUUUUCAUGCUCAAUAAUUUUGUGUAUAUUGUCAUAAUUUACAUUUUAGAUUUUAUUUUUUUGCGUUUACGCUAGUCAAUAAGCAUUUUAAUGUAGAUAACAUUAAAGUUUUAUAAGGAGAAUAUGACACCGUGAUAAAAAAAUAAGAUGUCGUAUAAAUACCUACUAAUAAAAUCUUAUUACUUAUUAGUACGGAUUAAAUAAAAGUAAUCCUAAUUUGUACACGAUAUACAGGAUGUAACAGCGAGUGUUUUGAUUAAAGACUUCAUUGCAUAUAAGUUUAAUUUUAGAUUAUACAGGGUGAUUCAGAAUGUAUAUAAAAAAAGAAAUUUUAAAUGUACUCCUAC